Psilocybe cubensis is the source of this 2856-nucleotide messenger RNA. RefSeq lists its product as uncharacterized. The record is from RefSeq and is a predicted model, not a curated record. NCBI's taxonomy places the organism in Eukaryota, Fungi, Basidiomycota, Agaricomycetes, Agaricales, Agrocybaceae. The coding region runs from base 1 to 2856 and encodes 951 amino acids. The transcript is spliced from 10 exons.
AUGAGAAGGCUCAGCGUCCCGGAACUUAGAGCCAAUGCUGCAAAACAACAUGAGGACAAUGGCCCCGCGUCACCGGCUUUCAGUAAAAUACAGCAUGUUGCUGGCUUUCCGAAUUUGAUCGAACCUCGCGAACAUAACCCACCAGACAUAUAUUGCCGUGCUCUUUCUAUGUUAGGCAACGGAUUUCCAACGUGGAUUGGCUACACACCACAACUACCAGAGCCAUAUUCCAAGCGAUCCGUGGAGGUGGGAGAUGUCGGAUAUUUAAACGAGUGGGGCAAUUUCGUAUUUGUAUUCAAUCUUUUUCUCCCAAGCAACGAUCCUUUGAACCAGAUGUUUACCGAGGGGUUUCCAGAGGGAUACUUCCCAUUGGAACCUCCCACCGACAACGAGAUCUUGAGAAUACCUGAUUAUUUUUUGCCUGGAUCUGUUAUUGUAAGUAAUGGUGUCGAUGUCACUCGGGUUUCUGAAUCUCCUCCUCACCUCAAGUUCAAGUCUUCGGAGCCAGAAGCGGUCGCUCUUUCUCUGCCGGGUGGUGCUAGCAGAGAAGAGUUCAAAGGCAUAUCUCGCUUUCAGGAAUACAUAAAUACACACGCUGAACGUUGGAUACAAUACUUCAACAACGGGAAAGUGCCGUAUCGGAUUCCUAACGGUGGCAUCUAUAUCAUCACAGGAUGCGAUAAAGCGCCAUCGUUCUCAGCAGCCAUCUUUCCUCGCAAAGGCUUUCUAGGGAGUAGGUGCACAUCUUUUGAAUUCUCGAAUAAUCACAUGCAUUGCGGACCUCAAGAGAGACUCCACGUCUAUCAGAGGGACGGGCCUAAAGGUCAAGAAUAUUGUUUGUUUAUCCGCGGAAUAAAGCUAGCACUUUCCGACCCUGAAUGGAACUGGCAAGUCAACGACAUACCCCCUGAGGAUACGCCCAUUUCCUCAUUGCCCUCAAAACCCCCAACUUCAGACAAUAUAACCCCUCCAAAGACAGACAAAAAAGAAUCUAUUCACCAGGGAUCUGAUGUCAGUAACAACGAACUAAGCCGCAGUACCAACAGGGACGGCAGCAACCACAGUACUGACAAUGAUCCUGACGACAGCAGCACUGAUAGCGAUGAUAAUGAGAGCAAUAAAGAACGGCAGGUUCGGGUUCGUAAUUAUCCAUUUCAUCCAUCAGAUCUUAUUCUGCAAGUCAUGUUUUCAAAGCAUCCAGAUGCUAGGCUAGCUCUGGUUGAUGAUUACAUAUGGUCGCGUUUUGCAAACAUUGGUCAGGAUACUGGAAUUCGAGAGCUCUCCAGGGCACCAUUGAUUUCCAGGUGUAUGCAAAGUAGCUUCAUCUCUGAUUGGGGCUCUCUGAUGGAAGCAAUUUUCAAGUCGCAUAUCAUUGUCGAGACUGACGAAGACAUUGGCGUGCCGCCGACUUCCAGUAAAAUUCAACAUGUGGCUGGCUUUCCGAACUUGAUCGAACCUCGUCAGCAUACUGCUUCAAACAUAUAUUGCCGUACACUUUUGAUGUCAGGUAACGGGUUUCCAUUGUGGAUUGCCACCAGAAUCGAAUUACCACAGCCCUAUUCCAAGAGAACUGUCGAGGUCGGCGACGUUGGAUAUAUAAAUGAUAGCGGCACCUUCAUAUUUGUAUUCAAUCUUUUUCACCCGAGCAAGGAUCCCUUGAACCAGCUGUUUCAAAUGGCGCUGCCAGAGGGAUAUGUGCCACUGGAUCCUCCUACAGACAACGAGAUUCUGAGAAUACCUGAAUAUUUCCCCCCUGGAUCUGUUAUUGCAACUAAUGGUGUGGAUGUCACUCGGGUUUCCGACUCGCCUCUUCACCUCAAAUUCAGGUCUUCGGAGCAAGAGGCGGUUGUUCUUGUUCUGCAGAAUGGUGCUAGCAGGGAAGAUUUAAAAGACAUAUCUCGCUUACAAGGAUACUUAAUGACACAUGCUGAAUCUUGGGUACGACAUUUGAACAACGGAAGACAAUUGUAUUCCGUUCCCAACGGUGGCCUUUAUGUUAUCACAGGAUGCGACAAAGCGCCAACUUACUCAACGGCUAUUUUCCCCUACAAGCACUUCUUAGGGAGUAGACAUACAUCUUUCGAAUUCUCCGAUAAUUACAUGCAACCUGCCAGUAAGCUUGGUAUCGUCUCUUAUGAAGGGCGUAGCUACGGGGCAGAUAUUCAAGAACAUUGUUUAUUUAUUCGCGGAAUACGGAUUGCACUUUCUGACCUUGAAUGGAAUGUGCAAAUCGACGAAAUACACUCCGACGAUACCCCCGUUUCGCAAUUGCCCUCAACUCCCCCUAUAUCAGACCUGGUGAUUCCCGCCAAGAUAGAUGACGAGGAGCCUCUUCAACUUGAGGCUGGGAUCAAUAACAAGGAAAUGAACCACAGUAUCGACAGUGACAGUGUGAAUAGCGACAUUGCUCAAAACAACAAUGUCGAAGUCCGUAAUGUUUUCCAGAACGGACCCCAACUGAACCUUUUGAGUCAACAGCGACCAGAUGCUAAACUGGCUUUCGUUGAUGAUUACACGUGGUCCAGAUUUGCAAAGACUGAUGAGAAGGUUGGACAUGGUAAACUCUCCAAGGCACCGUUAAUUUCUAGGUGUAUGCAGAGUGGCUUUAUUUCUGAUUGGGGCACUCUGCUGGAGGCCAUGUUUAAAUCCUGUCUCAUUGUCGAGACUGACGGGAUUUUGAAUCUUCAAAGCAACAACCUCCUCUUGAAUUCCUGGUUUGACAAAUUACGAAAGCGACUUCGCUCAAGACGUUCACCACCAGAACCUGUUUGGGAUACGGAUAUCAUUUUGGAUCUGGUUCGUCAAGGUGAAAGCAUCAGAGGCCCCGGCGAGAAAUUUCAAAUCAACUACUCGUGA